This is a messenger RNA of Polychytrium aggregatum, 1005 nucleotides long. RefSeq lists its product as uncharacterized. The record is from RefSeq and is a predicted model, not a curated record. Gene Ontology annotation, biological process: intrinsic apoptotic signaling pathway. Lineage: Eukaryota; Fungi; Chytridiomycota; Chytridiomycetes; Polychytriales. The transcript is spliced from 2 exons. Bases 179 to 781 code for a protein of 200 amino acids. Gene Ontology annotation, cellular component: mitochondrion.
CAUCGAUCGUCGCUGAAUCGAUCGUCGCCAAAUCGAUCGUCGCUGUCCACCCGCCGACCUCGUCAUCUUCCGUCGCGAAGGCCUCCUCGUUCCCUCCCGGUCCAAGCUGUCCUCGGCCUCAGAAGCUGCAAAGUCCACCAUUGUUGCCCACCCUGCUUAAGGGCUAGUUCUCCACAGCAUGGCUUCCCGCGCUCGCACCUGGACUCGGCUUCUGGCUGGUUCGUCGGCUUCCUCAUCAUCGACCCCGCGGUCCCUGAUGGUCUCGUCGCCGCAUCCUGCCUCCAACAUCCGGCUUCUUGAGCUGAAGACGCCCGAGUCCCGCAGUGCUCUGUUGCCGGAGGAAGUCGCCUAUCUCGAGGCUCUGAAGGAUGCCCAACACUUCCACCACACGUUUUGGACAGGCAACAACCAGAGCUUCAUUGCGCGAAAGGCCGAAUUCGAAACCGAAGUCUUCCGACAACACAACCGCUCGGCCACCCCCGAGGAGCUCUCGCGAUUCUACAAGAUCUAUCUGGACGAUUCCUUUGAUCGACACAUGCUUUAUAAUCGCGAGUGCUGGAAGCUGAACUUUGCACUGCUGCCGCCCUACUAUCGGGCGCAGAUGGCGUAUUUCAGACGGGCGCUGCUUGGUGCUCACACCGCCUCCUCCCGCGCUGCCGCAAGCUCCGUCUUUGCCCCGAUUGUGUCUGCCGUUGAUUCCAUCCGCUAUGUUGUGCGCAACUGGUAUUGGGCGUAUCGCUUUUCGUCCAUGUACCGGGCCCAAGGUGUCACUUACCGAUAAAGUGCGGUUCACAGCCGCCCUGGUCGUCUCCCUUCCUCUGUCCCUUGCCUCUUUCCCAGUCGUCCCGAUCGACUCUUCUUUUUUGCUUCUCUGUUUUUUUGGAUCUGAACGGCCUUUGACGCUGCCGGUAGCGGAAAUGCCCCUCCGUGGCAUGUAAUGAUGUUGGAAUCGAGCGCGCAAAUGUAUCUCGUAUCCAGCAAAGCCCCCCCCCUCGCACGGCGCAU